AUGGAUGCGUUUUUUACUUCCACAGACCAUGCAGUAAAUAUGAAAGAAAAAGAGGUUUCUGUGUAUUCGAAAUUUACAAUAAGAGAAAUCAGAAAGAUCGAGGAUUUUGUGGUGUUAAUAGGAGACAAUGUCGAAUGUCGCCUGUCUGGGGAAUGGUGCGAUGUUGAAUACAGGGUAAAUGAUCGGGUUACUGUUAUCCGUUGUAUUUGUUGUUCUGAGCAGGAUGAAGAUUCCGACAUUGAUUGCCUGGAUGAGAUCUUUGAAUCUGAAUGUGAAGAACACUCUAUGGAAUGUGAAAAAGAAAAUUUAAGACAGGGCACUCAAAGAAGCAAGAUCUUUAUUACUAACACAAAGAACUAUCUCUUAGUAGAGGACGAUCCUGUUGCCAUCACGACGUUAUCAGAAUCUCUGACGUGCAGAAACAAACGCUACAUAAGCUCUAAGAUCGCCUCUAUAAAGCUUUCCUAUACAGAUGUAAGAGUUCUUAUUGGAGUUAUAGUUCAUUCCAUCAUGGAGAGGGCCUUAGUGCAAAAGAACUUUGCUUUUGAUUUCUUAAUAAACCAAGCAAAGAGAGGGAUCUCCGAGAAUGUCAUGCUGAUGUAUAAGUGCGGAAUUGAUGAGAAGACAGCUCUCAACGAAACAUUGAAACUAAUAAGGAAUAUACACAUGUUUAAGAACCACAAGUUUGAAGCUAUUGAGACCGAAAAAAGACUCAUGUCUCUUUUAUUUAAUAUCAAAGGAGACGCAGAUGCAAUUGGAAUUGAUACGGUUUUAGAGAUCAAGAGCACCAAGUCGCAACGGCCAGAGCAUCGUGCGCAAGUAAUCCUAUAUGCCCUCAUGCUUAAAGAAAAGACAGGAGAUGACUUCUCUCCAUUCUUAUACUAUAUCCCUGCUGGAGAGCUGGUUGAAGUUAAAUUAAGACAUCAAGAAAUCAGAAGCUUACUAAACCUUAGGAACAAGAUUGCUAUAUUCAGGGAGCCUUGCGAAUGUGAAUGUGAAGACCACAGUUGUAACGCUUUGCUAAAGAUAAAGAGCUUAGAAAAGACGCACUUUCUAAGAAGGCAGCUAGAUGCAAUUGAUGAAGAAGAGGCAAGGACGGUGGAGUCGUUUAUCCCAGCGGUCCUCAGGUACCAAAGGGGUACUCUAGUUGGGUUAGAUCUUCAAGGGGAAAUGCCUUCAAACAAUAUACAUUUGACCCUGUUCAGCUCUGAUCUUGUAAGGAUUUCAAAAGGAAUUGUAGAGGAAUCUAGUGGAAGCAAGUUACUAGUAAGGCUAAACGAAGAAAUUCUUUUCAAGAAGGAAGAAAGGGUGUGUGUGUCUUUUGGAGUCUCUGAUAUAUUUUUCAGGUUUAUGAGGUUCUCACUUAUCCAUAUUGCAUAUCCAAGAUAUUGCUCCUCAGAGGUGAUUGGGGGAUUUACCUUACCUAUGGAAAAGAUAGGUCUUGGAACAAGUAAUAACCUCAAUGAAUCAAGUCUAAGCGAUGGGGACUCUGUGCUAACGGAGGAAUUGAACGAAUGCCUUAACAGUGAUAGGGAGGUCUUGGAUAAUGACGAAGAGAAAAAACCAAAGGAAAGACCUAGAAUGGACGAAAAUAGUGAGCACGAGGCUUCUUCUAAUAUAUUAGGAUCGUACAAUAACUAUGCACUAGAUGAACAUAAGAUCCCAAUACCUGAGAUUUAUAGAAAGGAGUUUUUACAACUGAAUGACGACCAGCGUUCUGCAUUGUUUUUAUCGUUGAAUUGUAGAAACUACAGAAUUAUACAUGGGAUGCCAGGAACAGGGAAAAGCACUCUUAUAUGUUUGCUGAUCAAAAUCCUUGUUCAUCUCAAGAAAAAGGUCCUUUUGAUAUGUUACACAAACCUUGCUUUGGCAAACAUUACAAAGAAAUUGGACGGGAUCAAAAUAUACACAGCUGGAAAGGAAGGUUUUUUCUUCAAAACGACUGCAGAGGCCAUAGCAUUCUUUGAAAAUGUUGAGCUGGUAGUGGGAACAUGCUUCUCGUUUGCAGACCCUGUCUAUGUAAACAGACGAUUCGAUUUUUGUGUUGUUGAUGAGGGAUCCCAGAUGCACCUUCUUCUGGCAUUGAUCCCAGUGAGCAUUUCUACAAAAUUCGUGAUAGUGGGAGAUCAUCUCCAAUUAAAGCCUCUUUCUAGAAGCUCCAAGGAACUAAGCCUUUCUCUUUUUGAAUAUCUACUUAGGGAGGAUCACUCCAAGCUUCGAACUCAGUACAGAAUGGGAAAUGAGAUAAUGAGAUUAUCAAACACUCUAUUCUAUAAUGACCAACUUAUCGGUGAGAAAAGGCCAUCUUCAGUCGAGUUUAUAGAUACGGAUACGAUAGAUUUCAUAGCAUUGGUGCCUUCUUUUGAAGAAUGUACCAUUCUUUGUUAUUUCAAUGCACAAGUAGAUCUGAUAAGAGAAAAAACUAGAUGCAUUGUGGAGACUGUGGACAGAUUCCAAGGUAGUGAGGAUGACAGGGUUGUUGUUGUUUUUGACCCUGUUUCAAGAUGUGAGGUGAUGGAGAGUUGCGAAAGGCUUAAUGUUGCUCUGACUAGGGCUAGAAAGCACCUUAUUCUUGUCGGUAACAAGUCUAAAAUGCUGGAAAUAGAUAUAUUGAAGAGGCUUAUAAGUAUCUUGUAA
Molecule: messenger RNA, 2637 nt
Organism: Encephalitozoon romaleae SJ-2008
Lineage: Eukaryota; Fungi; Microsporidia; Unikaryonidae
Product: DNA helicase
Exons: 1
Coding region: 1-2637 (878 amino acids)
Molecular function (GO): 5'-3' DNA helicase activity; ATP binding
Source: RefSeq, a predicted model, not a curated record